Anopheles arabiensis is the source of this 1045-nucleotide messenger RNA. RefSeq lists its product as uncharacterized. The record is from RefSeq and is a predicted model, not a curated record. Gene Ontology annotation, biological process: cell adhesion; tissue regeneration. Bases 109 to 636 code for a protein of 175 amino acids. The transcript has 3 exons. Lineage: Eukaryota; Metazoa; Arthropoda; Insecta; Diptera; Culicidae. Gene Ontology annotation, cellular component: membrane.
CACACGUCCGAAUCACCGCCGACGACAGUGCACAGUAAAUACACUGGCGACGGGCAAAGCAACAGUGUCGCUGCUUUUCGCAUUGUAUUCCCCCAUUGGGCGUGGUAAAUGAGUGACAGCAAAGUGAUGGACAGUGAUUGGAAUACGGAAACUUACCGUACGAUUCCGCAGAUGGAGCUUGCGGAACCACCUGAGACCAAGGACACCCGGAGCGAUGGGCCCCGGCACCAGCAGAAGAGCCCCCAGGGCAAUAUGUUCGUGCAGAGCAUGUUCGACAUGACGCUAAUAACGAUCAACUUUUGCCAAAUAUGCUACAUACUGAAGGUUGGCCCCGGUUUGGGAUGGCUGUACUACUUUCUGCUCGGUCUGUUCGGUGUGUCGCUCGUGGUGCUGUUCAUACACGGGUUCAUGGGAUUGUGCGGACGGUUUCGAUGCAGCAAACCAAUCCCGAUCGGCUGUUUCAACUGCCUGUACAACACGUCCAUGUUUAUGGUGGUGAUUGUGUACAUGGUCAAUCUGGUCGGGAGCGUGCUGAUGCUGAAGGAAGCCGAGAACAAGUGCCAACUGAUGCUGGAGCAUACGAAAUCGAUCAUCUCUCCGGUGGUCGAUUUGCCGCAACCUGAUUUGAGCUCAUAGUGGGAUUCCACUUGUUUCGGUUGAAAUUAUCCUUACAGAAGAAUGCACUAUAGAAGAUUGUUGCUUUUCAGUUACGUCUCAAUUUUUAUGUUUGUGACAAAUGGUCAGAUCGGGGUACAUAUAGGGUUUUCCAGGAGUUCUCAUAGCUGUGGGACACUUCAUUGACUCUUUCUUACAUGAAAUUAAUUUUAUGUAAUAGGAAUUUGACUCUAUAGCAUCCUUGUUGGACAAAUCUAAUAGGAAUUUCCAAGGAGCCUGUCCAAAAAGGGUACCAUAGAGUCCAAUUUCCAACAUAUGAAGUUCACUUCCUGCAAGAAAGAGUCAAGAAAGUAUCCCACUCCUAUGAGAACUCCUGGAAAACCCUGUAAUGUUGAAAAAGAAUAAAUUAUUCCGCGAUUAGAAAAGGCUA